CUCGUGAUUGACCGGUUUCUCUCCCGUACUGUCAACCAGCAGGGCGCCGGCGCCUCCCCUUCCCAUAUAAGUGAACGGAAUCUAUUCAUUCUUCACGCUGUGCUUGGUGAAGUAGAACCGACUGGUCCACGGGAUGUUGACAGAAUAAAAUCUACUACUUWUGAAGUAUUUURGUCGACCGUUUUCUUUUGGUAGUUUGGCUUUUACGUCGCUCAUAGCCAUCUUCAUCGCCGACACAUAAUCUCCGGUAUUUGGUACCAAGUGAUUGUUUUCUCUCUACCCCGCCGUACCGGGUGCGUUAUUAUCGAAAUGAAGGCUACUACUUCCGUCCGCUUCCAGAAGGAUACCUCAAGRAGCGGCGGCGACGAGCUUUCGUUACACUACCUCUCGGAUCACAGCCUGAACAUCGCCCGYUCUCGGUUGCAGGAAGAAGAGCAGCUGUGUCUGCAGGACGAUAUGAACCACUGUUACAGUCGCCUCAAGCGCCUCGUACCCACCAUACCGCGGGAUAAGAAAGUCAGCAAAGUGGAGAUCCUUCAGCACGUCAUAGAUUACAUCUUGGACCUGCAGCUAGCGCUGGAGACYCACCCUUCUCUCCUGAAACAACAGACCGGGACAUGCCCGCCGUCCCCCGRCUCUAACCGGACACCACUAACGGUUCUCAACACAGACCACCAGAGGAUGUCAACAGGCCAAUAGGAGGACUCCGUUUUGUGUCGCUGAGAAAUGGUGAGUAGGAUCCUAUUAUUCUGGUUU
Messenger RNA from Salvelinus sp. IW2-2015, 756 nucleotides. It is a transcript of the gene id4, whose product is annotated as inhibitor of DNA binding 4. Gene Ontology annotation, cellular component: cytoplasm; nucleus. Lineage: Eukaryota; Metazoa; Chordata; Actinopteri; Salmoniformes; Salmonidae. The record is from RefSeq and is a predicted model, not a curated record. Gene Ontology annotation, molecular function: protein dimerization activity; transcription regulator activity. Gene Ontology annotation, biological process: cell differentiation; circadian regulation of gene expression; negative regulation of transcription by RNA polymerase II.